CUAAUCAGAGCAGAGCGGGUCCAAACGGGGCUGGAGAGGAGGAUUUGGGGGAGCACCAUUGUAGUGUUUUGAGCAGAAGACGAGGAAAUACGAAACUGGGGCGUUUUCUAGAUUACAUCUUACAGAAUUAGCUGGGUUUGGCUGGAAUUGCUGGUUUCAUUCAAUUGCACAGGUCGCAUCCUCGGCGUUGUAGUGAUCUCCAGGCCGCAGGGCUUCAGGAUGAGGUCGUUCACCGCUGCGGUGAUGAUGCUGCUGCUGCUGACUGUUCAGCUGCUCUGUUUUGGGCAGAUUUCAGCUGAUCAGGAGACAGGGACGGUAAUCCCUGCAGAAAGUCGGCCCUGUGUGGACUGCCAUGCGUUUGAGUUCAUGCAGAGAGCACUGCAGGAUCUGAAGAAGACAGCUUUCAACCUGGACUCACGGACAGAGAAUCUGGUGCUGAGAGCUGAGAGGAGGGCGCUGUGUGACUGCAUGCCUGUCAGCACCUUAAACUGAAACGCUGAGCCACUGCCAUGUCCAUCACAGCACUGCUGGAAAGCUUUCAGGCCAUUACACUCUUAUACUUCUCAACUUAUUCACUUUCGCACUUUCUAUUCCUCUGUGAUCUGAGCAACCUUUCGAAUUUUGCAUUAAUAUUAAUAAAAAACACAACACUAGCAUUUGAAAAACAAGCUGAAAUGCGUGAGCCAAUACUGUCCCAGUGAGUGAUGUUAGAGUUUUAGCCUACAUCUUAUAGAUUUUAUAUAAUAAAUGUUGUGGUUAUAUGUUGAAUGUUGAAAGUCAGAUGUUUAUGUUGUUGUUGCUGUUUUGAUAAGAUCUUCCGACUAUCGAUAAUGUGGAAAGGACACAACCUACAGCAUAUGAUUUGCACAGUAGAAUUGUUGGGUUUCGUCACUCUAUUUAUGAUACUUUGUUUAGCUGUAAGAAAAUGACAUGACCAAUAUUAGAUAUGCACCAGAUAAUAUAGAUGUAUUUUCCUGUAGAGAGUCUGUAGAGAGAAAAGGUAAUUAAAAAGAGUUAAUUUGUAAUACAAUAAGGUGAAAUGUUCUGAAAUGGCCUUGUUUUGAGUUUGUUGUGCAAAAAAAAUAAUUUAUAAUAAAAUGAUACAGCAAAUUUGCCAGAAUUACAUUAACACUGAGUGGUAACGUUUCAUUUAACACCCAACAGUUUUGAUGUAAAAUGGGCAAAUGUACUGUAUCUGAACCUGCAUGAAGAUAUGUUAUAUCUGUUUUAUCUAGAGAUGUUUUGUCCGUUAAUACGCCAUACCUAGUCCAAUAUUCUGCAGCUGUUAGUUAGUUAAAUGUAAUGCAGAUAAUGCUGAUCUGUCAAAAGCAUUGGAUCACUGAAUGUAGCUGAUAUAAACUGUGGGUUUAGAAAAUCGCUCGCUGUUUUGUUGUCAUGUUACUAACUUUUGUAACUUGUAAAGACUUCAUUUAUAUAAACAUACAUGUUUCAAAUGGAAUUAAAGUUCACACAAGCACUGUAUACCAGGAUGAAAUUUA
Astyanax mexicanus (Mexican tetra) is the source of this 1499-nucleotide messenger RNA. It is a transcript of the gene nicol1, whose product is annotated as chromosome 8 C4orf48 homolog. The transcript has 4 exons. Lineage: Eukaryota; Metazoa; Chordata; Actinopteri; Characiformes; Acestrorhamphidae. Bases 220 to 492 code for a protein of 90 amino acids. The record is from RefSeq and is a predicted model, not a curated record.